AUGAGUCGUGGUCAAAAAUUUGCACGAUUACUUCAAUAUCUUGAAACAUGUUCGAAAAGUGUAAUGCACCAAGACGCAAUCGUUUCUGCUGUACAAAGUAUUCGUCAAAUUGAAACAAUUAUGACACCAAUUCAAUUUCAUCCAAAUCAAGUCUUCGAUGAAACAAAACAUAUUGUAGAUGUGAUCGCUAAGAAAUAUCUUGAAAAGGCGACUGAUGAUGUGCACAAGCUUGUUCCAGUCGAAGUCGCUGCCGAUGGAAAUUGUUUGUAUAGUUCUAUUCUUGUUCUAAUGAAUAACCCAGCGGCGACACAGAGUGAAUUGCGUGGUAUGUAA
Messenger RNA from Rotaria socialis, 333 nucleotides. The record is from the annotation of a GenBank genome assembly. NCBI's taxonomy places the organism in Eukaryota, Metazoa, Rotifera, Eurotatoria, Philodinida, Philodinidae.